UCUUCGUUUAUCUAUUGCUCUGUUGUUAUUGUGUGGUGUGGUGAUAAUCUUAAUUUAGUCAAGAAAGACAUUUUUCACUCAUCGUCGGGUCAAUCAACAACUUCACAUUCGAUUAGUUUCAGUCGAUCAAAAUGCGUUUGAAAUUUUGCUUGAACUGUGUCAUUCUAUUAUCGGUCAUCCACACAUCGUUCGGAUGGCGUCAAUUCUGGAAAGGGCGCCGUACCGGCGGCAAUCUAGGAGGUGCAUUUGGUCAUAAUGGGCUAAGUGCUGAGAUUGGAAAUCUACCACCGGAAGAGUGGUUCGAACAAUUGUUAGACCAUUUCAAUCCGACAAAUACGGCGACGUGGAAACAGCGUUUCUACACGAAUAAUGAGUACUAUCAGCCGGGAGGACCAGUCUUUUUGAUGAUUGGCGGCGAAGGAGCAGCAACAGCUGACUGGAUGGUAAAGGGAGCGUGGGUACGGUAUGCUAAGGAGCACAAAGCACUCUGUUUUCAACUGGAGCAUCGGUUUUAUGGAAAGAGUCAUCCGACAGAAGAUUUGUCAACCGAAAAUCUUGUGUACUUGUCAUCCGAACAGGCAUUGGCCGACCUUGCCUAUUUCAUCAUAGCCAUGAAUGAGAAAUUCAACUUGAAUCGUGAUACGAAAUGGAUAGCAUUCGGUGGAUCGUAUCCAGGAUCGUUGGCUGCCUGGCUUCGCUUGAAAUAUCCGUACCUAGUUCAUGGUUCCAUCAGUUCCAGUGGACCUCUUCUAGCUAAAGCUGAUUUUAAAGAAUAUUUUGAGGUUGUCAAGGAUUCACUGGGUAGUUAUUCUGGCGAUUGUGUAACGGCUGUUCAAAAAUCCAUACAACAGGUGGAAAUUCUUCUCAAGCAUAGAGUUGGAAUGAUCGGUCUUAAUGACAAGUUCAAACUAUGCGAUCCAGUCGAAAAUUCAAUUGAAAAUCCAUUGGACAUUUCCAAUUUGUUUGAGUCGUUGGCUGGUAAUUUCGCCGGAGUGGUUCAAUACAGUGACGAUAACAGGAGUACGAAAACUAAACCCAUGGACAUUAAUGACGUCUGUCGAAUAAUGGUCAAUUCAACCAUUGGUACCCCAGUUGAUCGUCUAGCCGAAGUUAACAGUCUUCUAUUGAUCCAAUCAAAGGAGAAGUGCUUGGACUACAAAUACGAUAAAAUGCUCGAUGAAAUGAGGAAUACAUCGUGGGAAGCAACUGUUGCAGAAGGUGGUAGACAAUGGACGUAUCAAACGUGCACCGAAUUCGGAUUUUAUCAAACUUCCGACGAUAAAAACUUGGUGUUUGGCGAUCGAUUUCCGGUAGAGUUUUUCGUUCGGCAAUGCGUGGACUUUUUCGGGAAACAAUUCGACGACAAGUUCCUCGAAAAGGCAAUAUUUCGAUCCAACGCAAAUUACGGAGCUCUUGAUCCAGAAACGACAAAUGUAAUCUACGUUCAUGGGUCGAUCGAUCCAUGGCACGCGUUGGGAUUGACGAAAGCUGUUAACGAUCAAAUGCCAGCCAUUUACAUUGAAGGUACUGCACACUGUGCUAAUAUGUACGAACCAGCUGACAACGAUCUACCGCAAUUGAAGGCUGCUCGAGUAGAGAUUAAUAAAUUUAUCAAAAAUUUGAUUCAAUCAUAAGAAUGUAAAGUUGAUAUGCCAAAUUGAGAGAAAUAAAUUUUCCGAGAUUAUUUCGACAAA
This is a messenger RNA of Bradysia coprophila, 1694 nucleotides long. RefSeq names its product putative serine protease K12H4.7. The record is from RefSeq and is a predicted model, not a curated record. Gene Ontology annotation, biological process: proteolysis. Gene Ontology annotation, molecular function: serine-type exopeptidase activity; dipeptidyl-peptidase activity. NCBI's taxonomy places the organism in Eukaryota, Metazoa, Arthropoda, Insecta, Diptera, Sciaridae.